UUGCUCCAUCUGUCUGUGUUUUUUUUUGUGUUGCUCUGCUUUUUCCCAACCAAUUGACUUGGGGGCGACCCUAUUGCAUCUGUGUUUGUCUUGUCUAGCGGUGGAAGCUGGUCGCUGGUGAUAUUGUGACGGCCAAUUGGCGACCUGUCCAGGGUGGUAUUUACUUUAUCACAUUCAUGGCCAAGAACAGUGCUGAUCCUAAAGAUGCUGAGAAAGAAUAUGAAGCUCAAGUCUAUCGGAACUUUACUGGUGUGUGUGUGAUGGAGCUGUUUCGUGUGAAGGGCCAGAAGGAAGCGAUUCAAGAAAGUCCAAACCGGUGGAGGAUGAUCAUGUGUAAUGGAUGGGCCACAAGUUUAUAUGCAAGUGAAGGAGAUUGUACAAGCGACUUUUCCGUCUUUGAAGUGGGAAUUGACCUCGGUCAUGAGCACAUGCAGGAUGUUGUUGGGUUGCUAUUCAAAUACACUAUGCUCGAUCUUGCAGCAGUCUGGUGUAUGCAAAUGGAUAUUCGAUGA
Messenger RNA from Linum tenue, 512 nucleotides. NCBI's taxonomy places the organism in Eukaryota, Viridiplantae, Streptophyta, Magnoliopsida, Malpighiales, Linaceae. The record is from the annotation of a GenBank genome assembly.